This is a messenger RNA of Drosophila virilis, 1962 nucleotides long. NCBI's taxonomy places the organism in Eukaryota, Metazoa, Arthropoda, Insecta, Diptera, Drosophilidae. The record is from RefSeq and is a predicted model, not a curated record.
UUAAACUAAGACCCGAGCUCUGUAAACAUGUGACUGUGCAGGGGUUUUCGCCUGCUUGCACAACUGCAUACAGUUGUGAAUUAUACAAAAUCGUGCAGCAAAACUAACCAUACGAUAUCUCACUCAAACGAUCGCUUGUGCGCGCAGAUUUGUAUUGUAGUUCGGCUGGGUAAACCUUUUUGUGCGCCACACACAUAUUUGAUGAAAGUAAAAGUGCAAGUGGCUAUGGCUUGUCGACUUUAGUGAAUCGGGUGGCGUUUGAAAACCGCUAAAGAAUUAAAAAAAAAAAAACAAAGAAUUUGAAUGCUCGACUCAAUAGAUUCUUCUCUGAGUUGGAUCCCAAACGACUUCGCGAAUCUAAUGUGACGAAUUAACGAGGAUUUUCAGCCAAGGCCCCCAUCGCUGACAUUCUGGUCUUAAGAAAGGUGGUUAGAGGUGCGACGAUAGAACGAUGUGAAUUUUCGGAUAAGGAAAACUGUUAUCGACGUAUCUAUGUGCGCUUAAACCGAUGGACAGAUCGCCGUUGGACGUUAUUGGAUUCUAUAAGAAGCUUACAGCCCUUACCGAGAAGCUUUGAAAAAACACGCUACACAAUAAUUUCUGUGAAAUUUAUGAAUAUCUGGUGACUAAUCUCGAACCUUCUUAUGUCCUGGGUCCACAACUGCAAUAUUAAAAGAAAAAUAGUGACGGACUGUAUGCUGUGAAAAUAAAGUUACAGACCUAAUUGUCAUACGACCUCCCACAGUAAAGGAAAAAAUUGCAAAAACCUGUGGCUACUGACAAACAAAAAUGAUUGUGGAUUUUAUUGCUGGUCUCUUUGGAGGUGCUGCAGGAGUACUUGUCGGCCACCCUUUCGAUACAGUAAAAGUUCAUUUGCAAACUGAUGACCCUAAGAAUCCAAAAUAUAAAGGAACAAUUCACUGUUUAAAAACAAUAUUAUUGUUAGAUAAUAUUCGUGGCUUAUAUCGGGGAAUCAGUAGUCCAAUGAUGGGAAUCGGUUUAGUAAACGCAAUAGUGUUCGGAGUUUAUGGAAACGUACAGAGAUUAUCUGAUAACCCAAAUUCUUUAAUGUCGCACUUUUGGGCUGGAGCCACUGCUGGUGUUGCACAGGGCUUCAUAUGUUCGCCCAUGGAGUUAGCGAAAACACGACUGCAAUUGUCGAAACAGAUCGACAGCCAGCAUAAAUUUAAAGGACCUAUUGAUUGUUUGCUUUACAUACAUCGAACAGAAGGUUUCAAAGGCACAUUUAAAGGACUUACAGCAACAAUACUUAGGGAUAUUCCAGGUUUUGCCAGCUACUUCGUUUCAUACGAAUAUUUAAUGCAGCUAAAAGAUAAACCCAAUGUACCUUAUAUUCUUAUGGCAGGAGGCUGCGCAGGAAUGUCCUCAUGGUUAGCCUGCUAUCCCAUCGAUGUCGUCAAAACACAUUUGCAAGCAGAUGCCCUUGGAAAACAUGCUCUAUAUAAUGGGUUCGUCGACUGUGCAGUAAAAAAUUAUGAAAAGGAGGGCAUACCGUUUUUUUUUCGCGGACUAAAUUCGACAUUAUUACGAGCGUUUCCAAUGAAUGCAGCAUGCUUUUUUGUGGUUGCAUGGAUAUUAGAAUUUUGUAAAAAAAAUGGAAUCGAUAUGAUUAGACAUUCGAAACAAUCUCUAAAUAUUGUUAAUUUGGAAAACUGGAGUCAAGCCUCUGUUCAAAAUGAACUAGGAACGGAUGAUGAACUAGUCCGAAAAAUAAUUUCGGAAAAUGAAUUAGAGCUUCGUGAAUCCACACAUGAAAUUGUCAAUAGAAAACUUUUAGAUUAUUAUCCAAGCGACCAAGUAUACGAAAGUAACAUCCAAAGCGCGCAAUUAAAAGUAAAAAAUAGUUCAGAUCAAUCAUAAUUUUAAUAUAUUAUUAAUAAAUAAAAAUCUGAAAAUAAAAGAAAUUUUAAGUUUCACAUUUAAUCACCUUUGAACCACUAA